Molecule: messenger RNA, 1546 nt
Organism: Pomacea canaliculata
Lineage: Eukaryota; Metazoa; Mollusca; Gastropoda; Architaenioglossa; Ampullariidae
Product: neuron navigator 2-like
Exons: 8
Coding region: 1-1386 (461 amino acids)
Molecular function (GO): protein binding
Source: RefSeq, a predicted model, not a curated record
AUGCGCAGUGAGGAGGCAGCAGGGGACGACGGCAUCUACAUCCGGUGCCGGACCGCUAGACAGUCUGUACUCGCUGGAAACGACCGCCGCGAUGCUGCCGCUGAUGCUCAAGAGGAAAACGCAGAAACACAACGGCGAGUGCGACGACGAGAAAGGAAAGCAAGGAGCUCUGCAGCAGCAACGACAACGACAGCAACAGCUCGGGACCUCCGACGACGCUUCCGCGGUGGCGACUACGAACUGCGCGGGCGGCCCGAGGUGCGAGGGUGCGGUGGGGUGGAGGAGUCCCUCCCGAGUGGGCCGAGCGGGGGGCAGGCGUACGGCAGGACGUUGCUCCACUCCGACAUCUACUACGACCACUGCGACCGGCGGCGAAGGACCCCCAGCCCCGUGGGGUCCGGGGAGUGGGCUCUGCGAGAGUGCGAGGCCUUUACGACAUGGGUGAAUGACAUCCGCCGUCAUCAGGGACUCCCACCAAUCGACGACCUCCGUGUAGCCGUAGCUGAUGGCACAACAGUAGUCAACCUCACUGAAGUUGUUACCAACAGCAAAGUCACAUCCGUGGAGCACGAAGGUCACCUGUCCAGACCUCAGGCCUUGGUCAACCUUGACCGUUGUCUAGCUCACCUGGCGGCCCAUGGUGUUGACGUCAUCGGAAUACAAGCAAGUGAUCUGGCCCAGGGCGACCUGAAGGCGUCGCUGCAGCUUCUAGGGCAACUCCGAAGACAAUAUGAUGGCCUGAGACUGUCCCCGGGGGGUCGCACUAAAGGUGACGGGGACCAAGCAGCAGCGUUGAAGGAACCGACCGUGACCUGGAGGUCGCCGUCCCCGUGUAGGUUAGACAACUCACUCGUCAUGCCUGGCCGCGUGGCCACCUCCCCCCAGCUGCACCGUCCGGUGCCGGUACAUAUGAGAGAUACGUCACUGCCCGUGCAGAAUAGGAGCGUCACAGCCCUAGACGCGAGCCGUGUGGUGCCUGGGAUGAUGUCCACAGAGGGACCGAUGUACAGGCCACAGCCGACCUUCACUGACCACUCGGCCACGCUGAACAAAGAUCGCAACGUUUACGGUCACAUUCACAGACAAGACGAGAGAUCACUUCACGACAACGACACUCACCUGGCGACAGGUAAAACUGCUUCCGGUCCGCGCCCUUCGUCUAACCCAACAGGCGCGUCGUCAGGCGUGCCACCAGAGAGACCGCCGACCACCCUGGGGGUAGCAUGGGCUGCAGGACCGACUGUGAAACAGGUACCCGAGUGUGAGAGCACCCCUUGCCGCCAUGACACGUGUACCGCUAGACACACGGACAUGGAGAGUGUAGAGAGGGACAUGCAGGACCUGGGUGUCCACUCCGCUUGGGAUGUGGUGGGACACUAUGUCUGACUUACUGUCCGCCAUCUACUGGUGUGAAGAAGCCACAGAAAGAGUUCAAGGGUCAGAACAGGUUGACCUGAACUUUCUGUGUGUGAUGUAACGAGCGUGAACCGAGAACGAUGAGGCUUGGUCUGGAGCUUUUACUUGGUGAUUACAGACUUGUAGAGCU